UCUUAAUUUGAUUCCCCCAGGCCCAGUAGCAAGAGAGAGAGAGAGAGAGAGAUGGCGAGAGGAGAAGCACUGAGCGCGUACAGAGCGCUGCUGCGAGCGACUCGGAAAACGUUCGCCGGAGACUCACUGAUGCUGACGGGUUCGGCCGCCGAGGUCCGACAAAAGUUCGAGGACAAUCGGCAAGUGACCUCCGAGGCCGAGAUCCGGAGGCUCCUCGACGAGGCACGUGAGGCCUCCCAUUUCAUCGCCAACAUGAUCGUCCAGGCCAAGCUCAACUCUCGCGGCGGUUACCAAGUGAAGCCCGAUAAAGAGCAUGCAGGAGCAACACUUGAGAUUCCUUCUGAAGACAUUCUUAAGCCCGUCUAGGAGUAAUUGUGGAGUUUAAUGCUAUGUUUUCGGACAUUCUUUGCCUCAUAUUUGAGCUGUUUAUCGAUGACCGAGUAUUUUCCUCGGUAGUUUUCCUCAGUAGUGUUCCCGAGUACUCGCUCAAAUAUUCUAUUUGUUUUGGCAAUAAUUUUCUAUGAGCUCCCUUCGGUUGUUGCUGGGGGAGACGUUUGUAGUAUAGAAGAUUAAACAUUGUAGGUUGGAUCGUAUACCUUUGCGCUCUCAUAUUCCAGGAAAAAGUUAAAUGUAACUUCUAAGCAAUUCUAGUUUUACUUGCAAAAAAAAAAAAAGAA
This is a messenger RNA of Alnus glutinosa, 677 nucleotides long. Its product is annotated as mitochondrial zinc maintenance protein 1, mitochondrial. The transcript is spliced from 2 exons. The record is from RefSeq and is a predicted model, not a curated record. Gene Ontology annotation, biological process: mitochondrial respiratory chain complex III assembly. NCBI's taxonomy places the organism in Eukaryota, Viridiplantae, Streptophyta, Magnoliopsida, Fagales, Betulaceae. Bases 52 to 366 code for a protein of 104 amino acids.